AUGACUUCCCCGUACCAAGGGGCAUUGACAUGUGUUACAUGUCAAAUCGUGUUUGAAAAUGGUGAUACACAUCGUGUACACUAUAAAACAGACUGGCAUCGUUAUAAUCUGAAAAGAAAAAUCAUUAAUCUUCUUCCUGUUGACCGGCCCACAUUUGAAUCCCGAAUACUGAGUCAACAGAUCAAGGAGAAUGAAGAAAAUGCUAAGAGUUCGAUUUAUUGCACCAUUUGUAGGAAAUCCUAUAAUUCACAAAAGUCGUUCGAUAGUCACUUAUCUUCUAAACAGCAUAAAACUUUAGCGUUGCAAUCAGACAAUGAACAUAAAGAUAUUGGUGUACCAGCUGCCAAGAAAAUAGUUAAACCAGCUGAGAAUAAACCUGUUGAAGAGAGUGAUGAUGAGUAUGAGGAUGUAGAUGACGAUGAAGAAUGGGGUGAAGUAGUCAGCGAUAACAAUCCCAUAGUCAACAAUAUAUGUUUAUUCUGCCCUCAGGGCAGUGAAAACUUAUUGCAAAAUAUUAAACACAUGUCUGACGUUCAUUCAUUUUUCAUACCUGAUGUUGAGUAUCUGGUCGAUAUGAAAGGAUUAUUGGUAUAUUUAGGCGAAAAGGUAUGUCAAGGAUAUAUGUGUUUAUGGUGUAAUGAUUCUGGAAAAAAUUUCCAUUCGAUGGAGUCUGCACAAGCACACAUGAUUGAUAAAGGUCAUACUAAAAUGAUUCAUGAAGGUGAAGCACUACUUGAAUACUCAGACUUUUAUGACUAUUCAGCUAGUUAUCCAGCAGACACACCUCUAGAUGAUUAUCGUAUUGUUGAAGAUGUUACCUCUCAAUUAGUUCUUCCUUCUGGAGCUAGAAUUGGAAAACGAUCAUUAAUGCGAUACUACAGGCAAAACUUGAAUCCAAAUCACGAUUGGGAAGCCAUGAAGGAAACAAAGCUGAACAAAGUAAUCAAUCAUUACAGACAUAUUGGAUGGACAGGAACUUUCGCUGCUGCUGCUGCUAGGAAAGCCAGAGAUUUGAAAGUUAUGAAGCACGUCCAAUCAAAAAUGUACAUGCAAUUAGGAGUGAAAGCCAACAAGUUCCAAAAGCAUUACCGCGAGCAAGUCAAUUUUUAG
This is a messenger RNA of Macrosiphum euphorbiae (potato aphid), 1110 nucleotides long. The record is from the annotation of a GenBank genome assembly. NCBI's taxonomy places the organism in Eukaryota, Metazoa, Arthropoda, Insecta, Hemiptera, Aphididae.